AUGGUCGGGAUAAGCCCCGAAGUCAUGUGCCACAAGCUAAAUAUCGACCCCACGUUCAAGCCGAUCAGACAGAAGCGCAGGCGCCUAGGCCCGGAUCGAGCCAAGGCAGUCCAGGACGAAGUGGAACGACUACUCAAGGCGGAUCAAAUCAUGGAAGUCCAGUAUCCUGAUUGGUUGGCUAACCCGGUCGUAGUCAAAAAGAAAAACGGCAAGUGGAGAGUUUGCGUGGAUUUCACCGAUCUCAACAAAGCUUGCCCUAAGGACAGCUUUCCUCUGCCGCACAUAGAUCGUCUCGUCGAAGCCACGGCUGGAAACCAGCUGCUUUCGUUUAUGGAUGCUUUCUCAGGCUACAACCAGAUCGCCAUGAGCUCAGCUGACCGCGAGAAAACGGCAUUCAUCACAGAUAGGGGGACCUACUGUUACAAAGUGAUGCCGUUCGGAUUGAAAAACGCCGGAGCAACCUACCAGCGCUUGGUAAACAUGAUGUUCGCGGAUCUGCUCGGCAAAACCAUGGAAGUCUAUAUAGACGACAUGCUGGUCAAGUCUCUGAUCGCAGAACAGCACGUCCAACAUCUGGCAGAGUGUUUCGACAUCUUGGAUCAAUUCCAGAUGAAACUAAACCCGACGAAGUGCACAUUUGGAGUAACUUCCGGAGAAUUCUUGGGGUACAUCGUCACUGAACGGGGAAUAGAGGCAAAUCCCAAGCAGAUCGAAGCCAUACUAGGGCUCCCGUCGCCGACCAACAAGCGAGAAGUACAACGCUUGACUGGCCGGAUCGCUGCUCUGAACCGUUUCAUCGCGCGCUCAACGGAUAAGUGCCUCCCCUUCUACCAACUUCUUCGCGGGAAUAAGGAUUUCCAUUGGGACGAGGAAUGCGAGAUCGCCUUUCGUCAGUUGAAGGAAUAUUUGACCUGUCACCCAGUAUUGGUCAAACCGGAGGACGGCGAAACAUUGUAUCUCUAUGUCUCGGUGUCCAGCUCGGCCGUUAGCGGGGUGCUAGUCCGAGACGAUCGCGGGGACCAGAAACCCAUUUUCUACACAAGCAAAGCACUAAACGACGCGGAGUCGCGAUACCCCACGCUGGAAAAAUUGGCCCUUGCAGUGAUCGUCGCAGCACGGAAACUACGACCCUAUUUUCAGUCGCACUCUAUCGUCGUGUUUACUGAUCAACCACUCCGAACCAUCCUUCAUAGCCCCCUCCAAUCCGGACGCAUGGCAAAAUGGGCAGUCGAACUUAGCGAGUACGACAUCGAAUACCGUUCUCGCCCAAGCCUGAAGUCACAAGUUCUGGCUGACUUCAUCACCGAAUUGUCUCCCGAGCUUGACGAUCCCACUUCCACGGUGGAGCAAUGGACAAUGUUUGUCGAUGGAUCGUCAACAAAUCAAGGAUCCGGGGUCGGGAUCAUACUUCGAUCUCCCACCGGAGAAAUUCUCGAGCAAGCGUUAAAGCUCAAUUUCAAAGCGUCGAACAACGAAACUGAGUACGAGGCCGUUCUCGCAGGACUCCGGCUAGCCCAGGGACUUGGAGUUAAACACCUGCAGGUCUUCUGUGACUCCCAACUCGUAGUCAGCCAGUACAGCGGAGAAUUCGACGCUAAAAACAAGCGAAUGGGAGCAUAUCGACAGUUGGUCCGUGCAUUAUCCGGCGAGUUUACGUCGUUCUCCCUGACGAAGGUCCCACGGAACGAGAACGCAUCAGCCGACGCACUCGCAGCUCUGGCAAACCGCUCCGACCCCGAGUUACGGCGUACCAUUCCCAUCGAAUGCAUCGAGGCUCCCAGCGUUGACCCGGAUAGCCAGAUCGCCCUCAUCAAUGACGACCCAAUCCCGAUGGAAGUCGACGAGCCAAUAGAAGAUAUGGCAGACGUCGUCGAACCCCCCAAAGAUUGGCAAACUGAGAUCAAGCUUUACAUCUCCGAUGGCACCGUCCCGGCAGAUCGAUGGGCAGCUCGACGACUAAAGGCUCGGAGUGCCAGGUACAUCCAGUUGGACGGGGAGCUAUUUCGCCGGAGUGCUUCGGGAGUGUUCCUUACCUGUGUUACUCGGGACGAGGCCGAACGCAUCAUGAUGGAAGUGCAUGAAGGCGAAGGUGGCAACCAUUCCGGCGGACGCGCACUUGCUCUCAAAAUCAAAAAGGACGGACACUAUUGGCCCACCAUGAUGGCCGAUUGCGAGACUUUUGCAGCCAAAUGCGAAGCUUGUCAGCGCCAUGGACCCAUGCGGCACGUCCCGCCCGAACUAUUAAACACCGUCACUGCUCCGUAUCCCUUUAUGCGCUGGGCCAUGGAUGCCAUAGGACCUUUGCCGGCAUCCAAAUCCAAGAAAUAUGUUCUGGUUCUGACCGAUUACUUCACCAAGUGGGUGGAAGCAGAAUCUUUCACAAGGAUCCAAUCCUUAGACGUGACCAAUUUCAUAUGGAAAAACAUCAUAUGUCGCCACGGACUCCCAUAUGAGAUCGUCACCGACAACGGUACCCAAUUCACUUCGAUGAUCACCAGACGCUUCUUGACAAAAUGGCAAAUCCGUCUCAGCACUUCGACUCCUCGAUACCCGCAAGGCAACGGUCAAGCUGAAGCCACGAAUAAGUCGAUCGUUGAUGGGCUCAAGAAACGACUCGGUCGAAGGAAAGGAGCAUGGGCAGAUCACCUGGAUGGUGUGCUGUGGUCAUACCGCACAACCCCGCGGCGGAGCACGGGACAAUCCCCUUUCUCCCUCGCAUAUGGUCUUGAAGCACUCGCCCCAGCUGAAGCAGGGGUCCCGACACUUCGUCGCACUAUGAUGAUCGAUAAUCCUAAACUUAACGAUGAGAUGCUGGUCGACCACAACGAUCUCGCCGAAGAGUUACGCGACAAAGCUCUAGUUCGGAUGCAACACUACCAAGACGCGGCGGCUCGAUAUUACAAUAAGACUGUUCGUCAGCGGCGCUUCAACGAAGGUGAUCUGGUUCUGCGGGAAGUCUUCGAGAACACCAAGGAAGUAAACGCCGGCAAACUCGGCGCUCAAUGGGAAGGUCCAUAUCUCGUAUCUAGAGCAGUUCGCCUGGGAGUUUACGAACUCAUAACCAUGGCUGGGGAAUGUAUCAAAAACUCGUGGAACGCGGCCCACUUGAAACGCUACUACAGCUAA
Camelina sativa (false flax) is the source of this 3126-nucleotide messenger RNA. Lineage: Eukaryota; Viridiplantae; Streptophyta; Magnoliopsida; Brassicales; Brassicaceae. The record is from RefSeq and is a predicted model, not a curated record.